This is a messenger RNA of Balearica regulorum gibbericeps (East African grey crowned-crane), 1177 nucleotides long. The record is from RefSeq and is a predicted model, not a curated record. Lineage: Eukaryota; Metazoa; Chordata; Aves; Gruiformes; Gruidae.
GGGCCGCUCGGGUCUGAGCCAAUGACUCUUGGUUCCCCGACAUCUCCAAAACCAGGAGCUAGUGCUCAGUUUCUUCCUGGGUUCUUGAUGGGUGACUUACCUGCGCCAGUGACUCCACAACCACGUGCUUUAAGCGGCCCUUCAGUUGGUGUGAUGGAAAUGAGGUCUCCACUACUUGCAGGAGGAUCUCCCCCACAACCAGUAGUCCCUACGCAUAAAGAUAAAAGCGGUGCUCCACCAGUUAGAAGCAUAUAUGAUGAGUUAUCUAGUCCUGGACUUGGAUCAACACCUCUAACCUCAAGAAGACCAGCCAGCUUUUCUCUAACACAGAGCCCGUUGGUUGGAACUAUGCCAUCAACUCCUGGAACAGCUUCAAAUAUGUUCAGUCCUGCAAGUAUUGGGCAACCUAGGAAGACUACUCUGUCUCCUGCUCAGCUGGAUCCUUUUUAUACUCAGGGUGAUUCCCUGACUUCAGAAGAUCAACUAGAUGACACAUGGGUAACUGUAUUUGGAUUUCCUCAAGCAUCAGCUUCAUAUAUUCUUCUACAGUUUGCUCAGUACGGAAACAUAUUGAAGCAUGUGAUGUCCAACACAGGAAACUGGAUGCAUAUUCGAUAUCAGUCUAAGCUUCAAGCUCGGAAAGCCUUAAGCAAAGAUGGAAGAAUCUUUGGUGAAUCUAUCAUGAUUGGUGUAAAGCCAUGUAUAGAUAAAAGUGUGAUGGAAAACUUUGAAAGAAGCUCUGCAUCCUCAAUGUCUUCAGUUUUCACUCCACCUGCAAAAUCCGUUGGCACACCAGUACAACCCGCAAAUAAUACUACGAGGAUUUCUACAAUGAGACCUCUUGCAACAGCAUACAAAGCUUCCACUAGUGACUAUCAGGUGGUGUCUGACAGACAAACUCCUAGGAAAGAUGAAAGUAUUGUGUCUAAGGCAAUGGAAUAUGUAUUUGGCUGGUAAUAUACAAGAGGAAGUAACACACUAAGUUGGUCAGGGUUUGAAAUAGGCUACUGACAUCCGUGGUUAGUUGUAUAACUACUGGUGGCAGUAUUUUAACUUACAUCUCACCUUUUAUGCCUUCAGUUGAUUCAGCAGACAUGUAGCUUGCACUUUAAAUGAUGGCAAUGUACACACGGUUUUAAAAACUGAGUAAGUGUAAAUACAAGUGUUUUUCCCAUUU